AUGUCCGAGGAAGGUCAUCGAGGCGAGCUCAUCUAUACAGACAGAAGCUCUAAAGAAUCUAAAGAAACAUGGGAUGUAGAGAACGACCGCAUCCCUGCGGAUGAGGUGCCGGAUGGCGGCCUCAUGGCAUGGCUCCAAGUGGUAGGCGCCUUUUUCUUUCUCUUCAAUACAUCCGGGAUUAUCAAUUCGUUUGGCAUCUUUCAAACAUAUUACGAAGGAAGCAUCCUUGAAGAUAAAAGCGCUUCCAGCAUUUCCUGGAUCGGCUCUAUUCAGGCAUUUCUUGUGCUUUUCGUUGGUGCGCUCACAGGCCCGCUCUUUGAUAUGGGCUAUUUCCGUGUUAUGACCGUCAUUGGCACUGUGUUUAUUACCUUUGCUAUGAUGAUGGUCAGCAUUUCUACAAAGUACUGGCAUUUUAUACUUGCCCAAAGCCUAUGCUUUGGGUUUGCAGGUGCAUGUCUCUUUGUUCCUGGCAUCGCGAUUGUGUCAACAUACUUUUCCAAGAACCGUGUGCUGGCUAUUGGGAUUGCCACUAGCGGUAGUAGUAUUGGUGCUGUUGUAUACACUGUUCUCUUCCGCAAAAUUGUAAACAAACCUGAAAUUGGCUUUGGGUGGACUGCGCGGAUUUUGGGGUUUUUUAUGCUCGGCACACUGUUAAUUUCCAAUGUGACGCUCCGCCCCCGUGUGCCUGCUUCGCAUCGGAGAUCCCUGUUUGUGGUGGGUGCGGUGAAAGAGCCAGCAUCACUGAUUUUCCUAUUCGGCAUUCUGCUGGGUUACAUGGGCGCCUAUAUCCCUUACUACCACGCAACUGCGUACGCGAUGCGCAAAGCGGGGGCCAGUGAGCCGCUAGGGUAUUACCUGGUGGCCAUCAUAAAUGGUGCGAGUGCCUUUGGUCGUAUUAUUCCUAGCAUCCUGGCUGAUCGUAUUGGUCCUUUUAAUACACUUGCACCUAUGGCGAUUGCCUCUGCGAUCCUCGCGUUUUGCUGGCUCGGUAUAAAAAAUGUACCCGGCAUGUGCGUUUUCACCAUCCUGUACGGUUUCUUCACAGGUGCAUACGUGUCGCUGCCGCCCUCGUGCGUUGCAAGUCUUACCAACAAUCUCCAUGAGAUGGGAGCGCGCGUUGGCAUUUGUUUUUUGUUUGCCGGUGUGGGUAUGCUUGUGGGUAAUCCAAUUGCCGGUGCGCUUGUGGAUUUGGACACAGAUUCGUUCUGGAAAGCGCAAGUGUGCUGUGGUGCAUUAGUGACUGGAUCCGCCGCGUGUCUCACAUUGUCCAAGUUUAUUCUGAACCGACAUCUGAUGGCCAAAGUAUAG
Messenger RNA from Malassezia vespertilionis, 1308 nucleotides. RefSeq lists its product as uncharacterized. Lineage: Eukaryota; Fungi; Basidiomycota; Malasseziomycetes; Malasseziales; Malasseziaceae. Gene Ontology annotation, cellular component: fungal-type vacuole membrane. The record is from RefSeq and is a predicted model, not a curated record. The coding region runs from base 1 to 1308 and encodes 435 amino acids. Gene Ontology annotation, molecular function: transmembrane transporter activity. Gene Ontology annotation, biological process: transmembrane transport. The transcript has a single exon.